Messenger RNA from Prunus armeniaca (apricot), 390 nucleotides. The record is from the annotation of a GenBank genome assembly. NCBI's taxonomy places the organism in Eukaryota, Viridiplantae, Streptophyta, Magnoliopsida, Rosales, Rosaceae.
AUGGGAAGGCUGUUUGCGAUCAGUCUUGAAGGAAAUAUCUACAGCUGCAAGCACUGCAAAACCCAUCUUGCUCUUGUUGAUGACAUACUCUCUAAGUCGUUUCACAGCAGACAUGGAAAGGCUUAUCUUUUUCAUAACGUUGUUAAUGUCACACUCGGAGAGAAAGAAGAGCGGAUCAUGAUUACCGGAUUGCAUACUGUUGCUGACAUAUUUUGUGUUUCAUGUGGCUCAAUGGUGGGGUGGAGAUACGAGGCUGCACAGGAGAAAAGCCAGAAGUACAAGGAAGGGAAAUUUAUCCUUGAGAGAUUCCAGAUUCUUGGUCCUGAUGGAAGCAACUACUCGAUAGCUUUGGAAGCUCAGAUUGGUGGAAGCGAUGCUGAUGAUGCUUGA